Messenger RNA from Talaromyces marneffei, 1065 nucleotides. RefSeq lists its product as uncharacterized. Lineage: Eukaryota; Fungi; Ascomycota; Eurotiomycetes; Eurotiales; Trichocomaceae. The record is from RefSeq and is a predicted model, not a curated record. The transcript has 2 exons. The coding region runs from base 1 to 1065 and encodes 354 amino acids.
AUGGUACAAUUCGACGGUCCUCAUGGAAAGCUUGGACCCAGAUACUUCUACCGUGGCGCUCGUAACCCUCCAGCAGAACCUACUAAACCAUUCGAUGGAAAGACCGUUCUAGUAACUGGAUGCAAUACCGGAGUUGGCUACCAAGCAGCUCUGCAAAUCGCAGCCCUGAACCCUAAAAAACUCAUCCUCGGCACUCGAACAAUCGCCAAAGGAGAAUCCACUCGAGACAAAAUCCUCAAACAGGUGCCCUCAAUCAACCGUUCAGCCAUCGAAAUAUUUGAAAUCGAGUACACAUCAUUCCGAUCCGUAAGCAAAUUCGCCGAAGCAAUCAAGAACUCCGCAUCAACUCUUGACUGCGUCCUCCUCAGCGCCGGUCUCAUCAAUCCCUCGUACGAAGCCACCAAUGAAGAAGGAGUCGGAAGCUGGGAUAUGGCUAUCAAAGUCAACGUUUUAUCAGCUGCUUUGUUGGCGGUUGAGUUACUCCCGCUUUUGAAGCAAGCCCCUGGAAGUGUCCUUAACUUCGUCGGGUCUACUGGUUACUGUAAUGUGACCAGUCAACAACUCAAACCGAUUCUUGACAAGAUUGCAAACAAUCCAGCGACGGAGAACGUAGAUGUAUUGGGAUUCUUCAAUGAUGCGCAGCGCUGGAAUCCUGAGGCAGGGUAUUGCGAGGCAAAGCUGCUCCUCAUGUUUGUUCUUCAGGGGCUCGUGGAGUCUCUUGGUGGAAGCCAGGGUAAAUUACCUGCCUCGAGGAACAAUCCUAUACUUUUAACAUGUUGCCCCAACCAGACCAAAACUGAUCUGGGCCGGAAUUUCCCAGUUGGCAUGAGAGCGUUUAUGUUUGUUUGGAACUCUGUUCUGGCGAGAACAGCUGAGCAAGGGAGUAGGACCUUGGUUUCUGGGCUGAUGCUGGGCGAAGAGGCAAAUGGAAGAUUAUGGGUGAAUGAUCAAUUUGAUGAUCGAUCACCUAAUAUCACGGCAAGCGAGUGGGAGGCAUUGCAAAAGGUGGCAUGGAAGGAGAUCGUGCAGGUUUUGGGAACUUAUAAGCCCGAUUUGACAAUCUGA